Molecule: messenger RNA, 1128 nt
Organism: Grus americana (Whooping crane)
Lineage: Eukaryota; Metazoa; Chordata; Aves; Gruiformes; Gruidae
Product: histone H3.3A
Exons: 4
Coding region: 165-575 (136 amino acids)
Cellular component (GO): nucleosome
Molecular function (GO): DNA binding; protein heterodimerization activity; structural constituent of chromatin
Source: RefSeq, a predicted model, not a curated record
CCCCGCCGCGGUGCAUGACGGGUAAAAGAGCCUCCGCCGGGAACCCGCCAUUUUCUGCCGGGAAAGGCGGGAAGGGAGGGAGAGCACCGACAAACCGUCGCUGAGGGACCCACAACGGCUUCAGUGUCGCCGCCAGCCGGGCAAGCAGGCUCUGACAGUCCGGCAUGGCCCGCACCAAGCAGACGGCUCGAAAAUCCACCGGCGGGAAGGCACCGCGGAAGCAGCUGGCCACCAAGGCCGCCAGGAAGAGCGCGCCUUCCACGGGGGGCGUGAAGAAGCCCCAUCGCUACAGGCCCGGUACGGUGGCCCUACGGGAGAUCCGGCGAUACCAGAAAUCCACGGAGCUCUUGAUCCGUAAGCUGCCUUUCCAACGCUUGGUGAGGGAGAUCGCGCAAGACUUCAAAACCGACCUGCGUUUCCAGAGCGCUGCCAUCGGGGCUCUGCAGGAAGCCAGCGAAGCGUACCUCGUGGGCCUCUUCGAGGACACCAACCUCUGCGCCAUCCACGCCAAGAGGGUCACCAUCAUGCCCAAGGACAUCCAGCUGGCUCGUCGCAUCCGUGGCGAGAGGGCUUAGGGCGGCCGGCGUCGGGCGGUAGGAGAGACUCGGGGUGGGAUGUGGGGGGGAUGUUUUUCUUUUUUUUUUGGGGGGGGGUGGGGGGGGUGGGAUGUUUCUCCUGCUCCCAGCGGCUGGGACACGUCGCGAGAGCUGACUCCGUUCACGACGUACAGGCAAAACAAACACACGACUUCCGAGGGGUUUAUGAGACUUUUUUGGAUUUAUUUCCCCUCCCUCCCCUUUUUAUACACUUUUAUUUUAUUUUUUUCCUCUCCGAGUUGCAAAAAAUAUAUAGAAGUAGGGGUGGGGACAGUUUUUUGAAAUCCCUGGUUUUCUACACAAACCUGGUGUAUUUUUGGGUGCGGAAACAGGAGUUUUGGGGCUUCAGCUUUUCGAAGCCCCCGGGUGGGAACGGCUCCGAUUCCUGCUCCUUUCCCCCGCGCCGGCAGCGAGGGGGGGCUGCGUUCUCCCCGGCCUCGAUUCCCCUUGGUGCGUUCGAGCUUUGUACCGUCCGCGUUUCUCUUCCCCGCCCCGCGGUGGCAACGGAAUAAAGAAAACCCAUCGAUGUUCA